This is a messenger RNA of Daucus carota subsp. sativus, 918 nucleotides long. RefSeq names its product glutathione S-transferase T3-like. The transcript is spliced from 2 exons. The record is from RefSeq and is a predicted model, not a curated record. NCBI's taxonomy places the organism in Eukaryota, Viridiplantae, Streptophyta, Magnoliopsida, Apiales, Apiaceae. The coding region runs from base 1 to 918 and encodes 305 amino acids.
AUGAAUCCAAACAAUACCCCAUCUUCAAACCAAAAUCCAAAUUCUCAAAAUCUAAACCCCCAAUUUCCAUAUCCAUAUCCAAAUUCAUAUUUUUCAAACCCACAAAAUUUUACCUUUAAUUCUCAAAAUCCAAAUUCUCAAUAUCAAUUUCCACAUUCUCAAAAUUCUCAAUUUCCAUUUUCAUAUCCUCAAAAUUCUCCAUACCAAUUUCCUUUUCCUCCAUUUUCAAAUCCACAAUUUGAAACACAACAAACACCUAUCAAUAUUCAAAAUUCUCCGGAAACACAAGUUCCGGCCUUUGGUCAUGAAAAUAUUAUUGAUUUAAAUGAUGAUUGUGAAGAAGCCGAAGAGACACGAGAAACGGUUGGUCAGUGGAAGUGGGUUGAAGAUAAACUCUUAAUAAGUGCAUGGUUGAAUGUGUCAAUUGAUCCACUAAUCGCAACUGAUCAAAAAGCAGAAGCAUUUUGGGACCGAAUCCGUCAAUAUUGUGAAGAAGAUAAUCCCGGUGUCAUUAAGAGAGGAGUUAUGGCAAUGAAAAAAAGGUGGCAACGAAUAAAUGAAGGUGCUCAAAAAUUUGGAUCGUGUCAUGAUGAGGCUCAACGACUAGUCGGGAGCGGUUCAAACUUGGACGACAUAAUUGAGAAAGCUCAUGCACUUCAUUUAAAAUAUUACAAGAAGAAGUCUAACUUUAACAAUCAUUGGCGUACAAAAGCAGCCAAAAGGAAAGGAAAGGGAAAUGCAACAGCUGCCGAAGUUGAAGAAUAUGAAGCUUUCGAAGCUAAUGACUUGAGGAAAAUAACUAUAAUGGAAACUGUGAAUGAAAUUCGUCAAAAAGAUAUUGAGACGCGACAAAGGGAGCUUGAGGCGAAGCAAGCUGAAAUGGAUUUACAAGUCGUUUUGGCAAUACUGGAAAAAUGA